CAUGCCCUCUGGUUGCUUUUGUGUUGGCCAAGUCAAUAAGGUCAUUCAUCAUCAUAACAUAGGUAGAAUGAUAAAGCAACUGAAUGAGAAGUUAACUUCGAUUGCUGCUGAAAAAGCCAUGUAUGGCUUUCAUCAAUCCACAAUAGGCGGCCAUGAUGAUCAGUUUAUUCAACGACCGAAGACUACAUCUUUGGUCAAUAAAUCUAUGAUAUUUGGCCGAGACGAAGAAAAAAAGAACUUGCUGAGCAAGUUGUUGAGAGAGAGUAACCAAGAUGGGGGGAGGUUCCUUGUCAUCCCUAUUGUAGGGAUGGGAGGGAUGGGGAAAACAACUCUUGCCCAAGAUGCCUAUAACGAUGAAAAGGUUGCAGCCCAUUUUGAUCAGAAAGUAUGGGUUUGUGUCUCAGACCCUUUUGAUGAGAUCAAGAUUGCUAAAGCGAUCAUUGAAAGUCUCGUAGGAACCCCAAACAGUUCAAAUGAGUUGGAAAUUUUAUUGCAAUGUAUCAAGACUCAUAUCGAGAAUAAGAAGUUACUUCUUGUUCUAGAUGAUGUGUGGACCGAAGACGAAACAAAGUGGGAAAAUUUGAAACUACCAAUAAUAAUGCAAGGUUGUGAAAUAGGAAGUUCAAUACUGGUGACCACGCGAAAACAAGAGGUUGCUAAAAUUAUGAGAGCAACCAACAACAUGAUCCAUUUAGAUGAGUUGAAUUAUAAGGAUUGUUUGGCUUUGUUCAAUUGCAUUGCGUUUUUGGAUACGGAUGAAGAUGAGGCUGGUGAAUUGGGAGAUAUUGGUAAGAAAAUUGUGAAACGGUGUAAAGGUUUGCCUCUUGCUGCACAGACUUUAGGUAGUCUAGUGCGGUAUAAGAAAACAAGAAAGGAAUGGGAGAAUGUUCUGAAUAGUGAGAUAUGGGAAUUAGAAAAAGGAGAGCAACAUGUUUUCCGACCACUGUUGCUUAGUUAUUAUGAUUUGGUCCCUGCAGUCAAAAUGUGUCUUCUAUAUUGUGCAAUAUUUCCCAAAGAUUAUGAGUUCGAAAAAGAUAAUUUGAUUGAUCUUUGGAUGUCACAAAAUUAUCUUAAUUCAAAGGAAAAAAAUGAAAAGAGAAGAAUAGGUCAAAAUUAUUUUGAGAGUCUAGCAAUGCGGUCUUUCUUUCAAGAUUUUAAAAAAGAUAAUAUGGGAAAUGUUUAUGGAUGCAAAAUGCAUGAUAUAGUGCAUGACUUUGUGCAGUUUCUUACCCAAAAAGAAUGCACUAUUAUAGAAGCAGUCAAGGGUUCUAAUCAAAGAGUGGAGCUACCGGGUGAUUAUAAGGUUCGUCACUUAACUUUAACAAGUUUACCCGAAGGUCCACUUUCAUUUCCUACUUCAUUUGACUCAAGUUUACAAGAGUGGUGCAAAAAUAUGCGAACCCUCACACUCCUUGACUCAAGCAUUACAACCAUAAGCCCCGGUUCAAUUAUGCAAAUGAAAUGCCUCAGGACAUUGAAUUUGAGUCGUAACAAGCUCAAUGAAGUUCCAAAAGAGAUUGGUGAAUUGAUUCAUUUGAGAUAUAUGGAUUUGUCUUGGAAUAGAGUUUUGAAAGAAUUACCGGAUGCUGUGUGUGAUUUAUACAAUCUACAAACUCUGGUCCUUGUUCAGUGCUGGAGUCUUGAGAAACUACCCAAGGCAAUGGGAAAGUUGAUUAACUUGAAGCAUCUAUAUGUUCUGGGUUGUCCUCUGAGGUACUUACCGAAAGGGAUUGGGAGUUUGAAAAGUCUGCAAGUACUUGACUGGUUUAAAGUAUGUGAGGGUGUGGGUGAUGAUGAAGCAUUGAAAUUAGUAGAUCUCGGAAUCAUGGACCAGCUUCAGGGGAGCCUUUCUAUAGGAAUUUUGGGGGAGAAUAAUUUUGGGGAAUUUUUGGAGAUUGAGAAAGCACAGUUGGGGAAUAAGGAGCACCUCUCUUAUUUCGGAGUAUUGUUCAGAAAUAGUGAUAUUUGGCAGAGAAAAGGUGAUUCAGAAAUAGUGAAAGCAUUGCAACCACAUCAAAAUUUGGAAUCUUUAUUCAUUUGGAAUUCCCAUGGCACCACCGAGUCUCUCUAUUGGAUCAAGUCUUUACGCAAUUUGAGAAGACUUUAUCUCCGGACUUGGCGAUUUUGUGAAGCUUUGCCUCCUCUUGGAAAAUUGCCAUCGCUUGAAAUUCUGGAGAUAUCGGGGAUGAAGAAAGUGAAAAAGUUGGGAGUUGAAUUUCUGGGAAUAGAAGAAGAAGAAGAACAAGUCUCAGGAAUUCUAUUCCCCAAAUUGAAACGUCUUUCGUUCAAAUCGAUGGAGAACUGGGAAGAGUGGGCCUUUGUUUCUGAAAUCACAAUAAUGCCACGCCUUUCUGAGUUGCGAAUUGAGUGGUGCCCAAAGCUAAAAGCACUGCCAGAGUUCCUCUACAAGAUAACAGAACUGCGUACUUUGGAGAUCAAGGGUUGUCCAAUUCUGGAACGAGAAUACGAAAAAGACGUGGGGAAGGAGUGGCACAACAUUUCUCACAUCCCAAACCUCACAAUCCAAUCUGGAAGGAACUGA
Messenger RNA from Rosa chinensis, 2542 nucleotides. Its product is annotated as putative disease resistance protein RGA3. Lineage: Eukaryota; Viridiplantae; Streptophyta; Magnoliopsida; Rosales; Rosaceae. Gene Ontology annotation, molecular function: protein binding; ADP binding. Gene Ontology annotation, biological process: defense response to other organism. The coding region runs from base 2 to 2542 and encodes 846 amino acids. The record is from RefSeq and is a predicted model, not a curated record. The transcript has a single exon.